AUGGAGCUGGAGAGGCUGCCGACGCUCCUGGUGGGGCCCGCGAGGCGGGCGAAGCAGGCCUUCGCGCUGUCGAAGGCGUGCCCCCUGCCAGAGCUGCCGUCCGCGCCGGACUGCUUCCCGGCCGAGAAGCACACGGCCUCCAAUUCCGAUGUGCCGCCUGAGAAGUGGGCGAUGACGGUGGUGCAGUGGAACGAGUUCGUGCAGUGCUGCCAGGCGACCGACAUGUGGCAGAUCCUCAAGAGGCGAAGCGGAUUCGUCAGCGCGCACGAAGCCUGCAACCGUUUCGUGAAGCCGUGGACUCGCGGAACUGGCCGCGGCGUCGCUUUGAACAUGAACGCGGCUGCCCCGAUAGAGGCGCAGCUCAUGCUCUCUCACAACUGGGCAGAGGACCUCACCGAGUGUGCCGAGGCCCUGAACACACACUGCCGCCGCAAUGGCCUAACAGCCAGCACAUCUGUGUGGUUCUGCUUGUUCUCCAACUACCAGGCCGGGGACGAGGAGGGGGACAUUGGGCCGACGGUGGCAGAACAGCUGGCCAUGGACCCUUUUGGCCACGUGAUCAGGUCCGUGCGCGAGCAGCGAGGAAUGCUAGUGAUACACACCUCCCGGGCAGAGGUGUACGAGCGCCUCUGGUGCGUCUAUGAGAUCGCGACAGCGCUCCGGGAGGAUUGCACCACGCGUUCCGCGUGCUCUCAGAGGUAUGCGGACACGGGCAGGAGGAGGUUGCAGAACGUGCUGGAUGUGAAUACGACGAAUGCUAAGUGCAGCAGCAAAAUGGACGAGGCCUUCAUAUGCGACAGGGUGAACACAUCUGGUGGUUUCGAGAGGCUAGACAGGGAGAUCUUCAAUUUCCGUGUCAGUAUGCUCUUGGAGCAGGCCGAAGAAGCAGGCCACAAUCACAGUUUCCAGAGCCUCACCAAGGCCAUCACGAAAGUGGAGAAGCGCUUGGAGCUGGAGAACUCGAGCAGCAGCAGCGGCGGUUGGGCCUCCAAGCUGGGAGGCCAUCCAAGUCUCUGCCUGAUGCUGGCGUUCCUCGCGCUUGGCGGGAUCGCCCUGGCGGCACUCCUCACGCACCACCACUCACGUGCCGCCCUGUCGGACGUCGGGACCACACCUGCCGUCGUGACCACGCCCCCGACCACAACCCCGCCGGUCUCGACCACGGCCACCUCCACGCCUCCGCACAACUGGGGGGCGGCGACGACGCCCCCCGCCGGCACCGCCACGAGCGACUCCGCCGGCGGCUCCGGCGGCGGGGAGAGCACCACCGGUGCCAGCAGGCAGGAGCAGACGUCGCCCUGGGGGGGCCCCCCCCUGGUGCGCAGCGUGGUCCUGAUCGGCGGAGCCGUGGCCAUGCUCGCGUCGCUGGCGGUGAUCAUUCUGCUCACGAGGCGGCUUGGCUGCUGCUCCACGGGCGGCGGCGACGCGGCGGGGGACCUGCCGCGGCAGACCUCGCUGCGCGUGCAGUUGGAGCGCCUGGAGAUCGUGCGGAAGAGGGUGGAGCAGCGAGUUCUGCAGCUCGAUCGCCAGGCGGGCGUCGAGUCCGUGUGA
Molecule: messenger RNA, 1551 nt
Organism: Prorocentrum cordatum
Lineage: Eukaryota; Dinophyceae; Prorocentrales; Prorocentraceae
Source: the annotation of a GenBank genome assembly